Messenger RNA from Galendromus occidentalis (western predatory mite), 1356 nucleotides. RefSeq lists its product as uncharacterized. The coding region runs from base 1 to 1356 and encodes 451 amino acids. Gene Ontology annotation, biological process: regulation of transcription by RNA polymerase II. The record is from RefSeq and is a predicted model, not a curated record. Gene Ontology annotation, molecular function: double-stranded DNA binding. The transcript has 2 exons. Gene Ontology annotation, cellular component: nucleus. NCBI's taxonomy places the organism in Eukaryota, Metazoa, Arthropoda, Arachnida, Mesostigmata, Phytoseiidae.
AUGAAUCGGCGUUUCUUACGUCUUACGUCUUACGUGAAGCUUUUAGGACAAGGAGUUCUGUCGACCGAUGGACACGUCAUCUUGCGAGAAGUGUGUGAGCGGGAUGUUGCCGCCGAGCGGAAAUCGCAAGUUUCGCAGCAUCUCAAUGGAGCGAAGCAUAAGUCGCUAUUGAACAAGAAGGAGCAGUCAAGUUCAACCAGUCUGAUCCAGAUCGGUUCUUUCCUAGAAGUUUCUGGAAAGAAGUCGCAGUUCAGGCUCGACCUCUGCGAAGCCUUCGUUUCCGCCGGUAUCCCAUUCUGGAAAUUAGAGAAUUCGAAACUGACAGAUUCCCUCGGGAAAUCUUGUUCCGAACAGAUACCGUCGUCAUUGACCCCCCGCAAAAAGUAUCUUCAAAGCGUCUUCGAGCACAAACUGAAUAACAUUCGGGAGUAUAUCGCAGAAGAACCGAUUUGGCUCUCCAUGGACGAAAGCACGGACGUGACCGGACGUUUUGUAGCUCACACGGUUGUGGGCACGCUCGAAACGUCAGGAACGAAAAGUUUUCUGCUCCAUGCAGAAACUCUAGGGAAAAGCAAUAGUUCAACAAUUGCUCAACACAUGUUGAAUUCGCUUGCGAUACUCUGGCCCGAUGGGAUUCGACACGACAAAGUGCUUCUCCUAGUCACAGACGGUGCUGCCUAUAUGAAGAAGGUAGUUGCCAACGGAAAGAAAGUUUUCCGGAAAUCGGCGGCGAGGGUCAACCUAUUCCGUGAAAUCGCACCCGGUACGACUUUGCCACCCCAGCCUAUUCUCACUCGAUGGGGAACCUGGAUAGAAGCAGCCAUCUACUAUUCUGCGAACUUUGUUGCGUUCUCGUCGGUAGUAGCAGCUCUAGAUGAAAACGACGCCUCCAGCAUCCGUGUUUUCAAGGAUCUGCUGGAAAGCGCGAAUCUCAGGGAGAACUUAGCUUUCAUUGAAGCUCACUUUGGUAUUCUGCCGAGAUGCAUCGAGAUGCUUGAGGGAAAGGAAGCGCUACUCGUGGAUAGCACCGACAUCUUCAAGAAAACUCUUCUAGAUCUCCGCAGAACCCCCGGAACCGUCGGCGGAAAGAUCCGCAGGAAGUGCGACCUCGUUCUAACCAACAAUCCCGACUUUCAUCGCCUGGACAAGGUGACAGAUAUACUCCGCGGAAACCCGUCCGAGGGGAGCAUCGACGAAUACUCGCCGUCGGAGCUUGCGUCGCUAAAAUUCGCUCCUAUAACGUCAGUCGACGUAGAGAGGACUUUCUCGAUCUUGAAACAUACCUUAAGCGAUCGGAGGCAGACUCUCACGUUCGACCAUUUAAAGCAACACCUUAUUGUGUACAGUAAUCCGUGA